AGGAUCAUCUCCCACAUCAAGACAUCACGAAGCCUCCACAUCAUGUGCCACAUCCCAGUCUUCUGCUGGAUCACUGCUACAGUUCUGGAGGAUGUGCUGGAAACCAGAGAGGGAGGACAGCUGCCCAAGACCCUGACUGAGAUGUACAUCCACUUCCUGGUGGUUCAGGCCAAAGUGAAGAAGGUCAAGUAUGAUGGAGGAGCUGAGACAGAUCCACACUGGAGUCCAGAGAGCAGGAAGAUGAUGGAGUCUCUGGGAAAACUGGCUUUUGAUCAGCUGCAGAAAGGAAACCUGAUCUUCUAUGAAUCAGACCUGACAGAGUGUGGCAUCGAUAUCAGAGCAGCCUCAGUGUACUCAGGAGUGUUCACACAGAUCUUUAAAGAGGAGAGAGGACUGUACCAGGACAAGGUGUUCUGCUUCAUCCAUCUGAGUGUUCAGGAGUUUCUGGCUGCUCUUCAUGUCCAUCGGACCUUCAUCAACUCUGGACGCAAUCUGCUGGAAGAACAACAAACAACCUCUACAUGGUCUAAACUAUUUAACAAACCAAAACUUAAAUCUCUCCACCAGAGUGCUGUGAACAAGGCCUUACAGAGUCCAAAUGGACACCUGGACUUGUUCCUUCGCUUCCUCCUGGGUCUUUCACUGCAGACCAAUCAGACUCUCCUACGAGGCCUGCUGACACAGACAGGAAGUAGCUCACAGACCAAUAAGAAAACAGUCCAGUACAUCAAGGAGAAGCUCAGUAAGAAUCUGUCUGCAGAGAAAAGCAUCAAUCUGUUCCACUGUCUGAAUGAACUGAAUGAUCGUUCUCUAGUGGAGGAGAUCCAACAGUCCCUGAGAUCAGGAAGUCUCUCCACAGAUAAACUGUCUCCUGCUCAGUGGUCAGCUCUGGUCUUCAUCUUACUGUCAUCAGAAAAAGAUCUGGAUGUGUUUGACCUGCAGAAAUACUCUGCUUCAGAGGAGGCUCUUCUGAGGCUGCUGCCAGUGGUCAAAGCCUCCAACAAAGCUCUGCUGAGCAGCUGUAACCUGUCAGAGGAAGGCUGUACAGAUUUGUUGUCAGUGGUCAGCUCCCAGUCCUGUAGACUGAGAGAGCUGGACCUGAGUACCAACAGCCUGAAUGAUGCAGCAGUAAAGCUUCUGUCUGCUGCAGUGGAGAGUCCACACGCCAAACUGAAUAUUCUGAGACUCAACGUCUGUGAACUUUUAGUGGAAAACUGUGAAGCUGUGUCCUCAAUGCUCAGCUCUCAGUCCUCUACUCUGACAGAGCUGGACCUGAGUAUCAGAAAUGUGCAGGACUCAGGAGUGAAGCUUCUGUCUGCUGGACUACAACGUUUAAACUGUAAACUGAAUACUCUGAGACUGAGCGGCUGUAACCUGUCAGAGAGAAGCUGUGAAGCUCUGUGCUCAGUCCUUAGCGCCCAGUCCUCUAGUCUGAGAGUGCUGGACCUGAGUAACUCUGACCUGCAGGAUUCAGGAGUGAAGCUUCUGUCUGCUGGACUAAAGAGCUCACAGUGUGCAGUGGAAACUCUCAGUCUGUCAGGCUGUCUGAUCACAGAGGAAGGCUGUACUUCUCUGGCCUCAGCUCUAUUGGGAGGACACCUCACCCGCUGCGGGCGCACCUUGUACAGAGAUGAUACACCUCGCAUCAACGUAUGCGCCUAG
Oreochromis niloticus (Nile tilapia) is the source of this 1662-nucleotide messenger RNA. Its product is annotated as NLR family CARD domain-containing protein 3-like. The record is from RefSeq and is a predicted model, not a curated record. NCBI's taxonomy places the organism in Eukaryota, Metazoa, Chordata, Actinopteri, Cichliformes, Cichlidae. Gene Ontology annotation, molecular function: protein binding. The annotation marks the transcript as partial. The transcript has 6 exons.